CCUCCCUUCCUCAGGCACUCGGGAGCAACAGCCGCUCGAGGGAGGACACGGCCGCUCUGCCUUUCAGUUUUCUCCACUGCAAGUCUCUUUUUACGUUGUGACAGCUGACACUCGCUGCUUCACAGGAAACUAACACGUUCAGGAGGUGACAGUAUUAUGGCCGAUGGGAUGUUGUCCCUGUCGUGGAACAAUCACAGCACCACCUUCACCCACACCCUCGCCACCCUCAGGGAAAAGGAGAGGUACACAGAUGUAACCUUAUCCUGUGAGGGACGGUUCUACCCAGUUCACAAGCUUGUUCUUUCAACAUGUAGCGAGUACUUCAUGCGCAUGUUUGAGCUGACACCCUGCAAGCAUCCAGUGGUUGUGCUGCAGGAUGUCCAAUGCAAGGAGAUGGAGGCUCUGUUGAGCUACAUGUAUGCUGGAGUGGUGAGUGUGGCCCAGAGUGACCUGCCACAGCUCAUCAAGGUUGCCGAGGCACUGCAGAUUAAAGGCUUGGCAGUUCCUGAUGAAAAUCUCUGCAGCAAUAUGAAGUUUGGCCAUACCUGGAGUCCCACUGAUGGCAAGAACAGUCCAUUUCCCAAGAAGAUCAAAAGAGAGGAGAAUGGGACACAGACACACAGAAUCUCAGAACCCAGGCCAGGAAUCAGCCCCCAGUCUGUCUCACGAGCCAACACUCAAGGAUACAAUGCACUCAGUACAUCUUACAACAACAUGAUAAAUGCUCACAGGUACUCACCCUACAGCAGGGAAGGAGAUGUGUCCUCUGGCCAAAGAGGGAAUAAGAAGGACCAGAUCGUUGUCCCAAGAGUCACACCAAAGCUGGAACACAAGUCAGAGAACAGAAAUAAUAAGCAGACCAAUUCAAGAUCUUUUCCAAGAACAGAUUACUCCAAGAGCAGCUACAGACUAGACAGAGACCACACAGAUGACCACAAGGACCUGUCAGAUGAAGGUCAUGAUAGGUACUUGGACACAGAUGAUGAAAAUUCCUCUGAAAUGCAGGAAGUUUUGCCAGUCAGUCUUGUGAAGGUUGAAGUAAAAGACGAGGAAGAUGACGAGCACAUAGAUGUGGACGAUACUGGCUACGACUCCAAACAUGAAUCCAAUCAGCCCCUUCCCCUCCUGGUGCCCAAGCGAGAGCCCAUCGAAGACUACCGCUCCAUGUCAUCAGGCUCUGAGAGGCGAAGCCUUCAUUAUUCUCCCUGGCAAGCCCUGCGGGAGGCACACUAAGGCUGCGUCAGUGAGGGAUAACGGAAGCUGCCGGUAACUCGUGCAUUCUAACUGAUGAGCCAGUGAGGUGGACGUUAACACUGCACUGCCAAGAGUGUUAACGUUCCAGUGGUGUUUGGUAGAGGCGUUGCAGAGGACAUCACCAUCAUCCAACACAUCCAACAGUUUUUUUCUUUUCCUGUAAGGGACAAACAGUUGGGUUUAAGAUUUUGUGAUCAGAAUAAGAUUCUAAAUGACUAUGUUUUGGAAGCAUAUCUUCAAAUGCCAUUGGGUUGAAGCAUAAAUUUGAAUACCAUCAGGUUAACCAUGCACUUAACAGGCUUAUCUUUUGUUGUUAUAUGCCAGUCAGAAGUUUGUUCCUUGACCACCUUUUCUUCUGGUAUGCAAGCAUGGUUUGGUUUUGUAUGAAUCUUCCCUGCACAGUUGGUAAAUGUCACAGGUGCCUUCAGCAGGUGUAGUACAAAGUCAUUCAUUAUCAUGUUUGCUUAACAUCAGUGCCGAAGUAUGUAGUUAUAGAUAACAGAACUUACAUGAAUUACCAGUCUUUGACUGGUUUUGAAGAAUUUGAGUGUCAUCAGUGACAUGGAACCAAUUCUCCAUGAAGUGGCAUGCAGACAUUUUGUUAUUAUUUUAUCCCACCAUAAGCUUGUCAUUGUAAAGAAAGUUAUGUUUAAUGAAAAUGGUGAUUUUUAAAUAGGUAUUAUUCAAAACUUUAUUCAUAGGGAUAAAGUAGAAUUAAGAGACAUAUACUAAGCUGCACUUUGUCUUGGGACUUGUGUGUCUUUGACCCCAGAGGCUGGCCUUGGUCAAGGGGACAUACACCCAGCUGGGAUAUUUGGAUUGCCACAGUGUCAUACUCUCCAGUCCAGAUUUUCCAGGUGUUGUUUUAUUUGCCACACACUAAGGGAUGGUAAAUAGCCAGGCAGGCCAUGUCAUCUGCCUUACCCUGGGCUUGAAGGCAGGCCCAGAUUUGUGGCUAUGUAUAGUUUGCUGUCACCCCAAAUGGCCAGAAUGAAAUAGGUAAAGGAUAUAAUGUUAAGAGAUAGAUAAGGCAGUGAAUAUGGAUAUCGCCUAGCCAUGAAUUUCACUUAUAGUUUUCUCACAGGCAUUCAGUAAACUAAAGAUCCAGAGCACCAGCUAAGCCUAGACAGUGGCAACGUAUCCGCUAAAUCAGAAAUACUACUCUAUGGCAGUAUUAGUUUGCUUAACUUCAUUGAAUCUAUGGUGGAAAAUUGAGUAUAAUUUUAUGUAAAGAAAUUGUUCAGUUAUUUUCCCUUUAUCAUGUACAUCUGGUUGUCUUUAAUGUGUAUUGCAUAUUGUUCAGAAAAAGCUGAGGAAGAGCUCCGUGUCAGAAUAUGUAUCCGCUGAUGACUUGGCUUGAGUUAACAUGUAUUAUAGAUAUAAAACUGGCAAAAUGUACAAGAAAACAUAAGCACGUAUAUUCCAGGAAUACAGUGAGUUUAUUACUCUAAUGUUAAUCACAAUACAUAGAAACUAGAACAUUGUGCAUAAAAUUCUAUAUUGAAUCCAGAAGCAGUUGAUGAGGCAUAUGAGAGGCACAGGUAGUACUGCACCACAAACUUUGGUCCUCCAAUUGCUAGAUGUAAGUAAAUUUCCAAAUUGCUGUAUGGUUUCAAUUAAGAUAUGAUAAUUUGAAAUUACAACUCAUAAAAUGUAUAUAUUACUUCUCUGACAAUAGAUCUGUUAGGAAGUUUUUAUUAAAAAUGAUGAUUGAUUUGAUUAUUGUAUAUAAUUUAUUAGGUAAGACAGUCUUUAACAUGUUAGGUAGUGUACCUACACCAAGCUUCUAGAUCAUAGCCAAACUGUCUUGCUAGAAUGAUGGAAUUACUGUAAUAUAUCUAGAUGGGUUGAAUGGCCUAUUAUAUGUCACAGAUUAUUAUUUUGUUGCUGUUGCACUUCUAUGGUGUAUCUUUUAACUUUUACUGUUACUGUAUGAGACAUCCCACAUUAGAGGAUGUACUCAGACCAAGUUUUCUAAAGAAGGUAUUGACUCAAGACUUUUGGUCUGCUUUCAUUCUCCAGUGCAGGAUGCCUCAUCACAGAGCAAUCACAAGCUGAAAUCUGUAUUAAGCAUUGCUAUUCCCAAAACCUAUUUUGAUUAUUGGUGCUGAGUAAGAUAUUUUAUAUAGUUUUAUUAUGCUUUAAGUAAUCUAAUUUUUCUUUUCUUAAGAAAGGUCAGUGUCAGAAAUGUCAGAAAUUUCUCUAUCUGUAGAAAAAUAUGAAUUACUUUUAUAAAUUAUUAUAUACUUGUGUAUGAUUUUUAGUGGAUUUAUGAAUGACUAUUUGCACUUAACAGCAGGUAAUUGUGUAGAGUGGUGAUGGAAAGUGAUUGCAUAAGAUGUGCAUGACAAGAAGGGCUGUAGAGGUUCCUCCCCAUAAAGAAAUAUUGACAAGCUGUCUCUCUCUUCAUAUUUUAGGAGCAGAAGGAGCUUUGUAAAUUUUCACACACACACACACACACACACACACACACACACACACACACACACACACACACACAGCUAGCAAACAGGGAGGAUCUGGCAGUUUGCACUAAUGGUGUUUGUUGCCCUUUGAGCUGAACGAUAUUUUGCAUACACUGCUUCUCUGUGCUUUGCUGUUUAUCUGCACCUGGUAGAUUGGGUUCCCAUUCAGAGCACUGUAAAUAACCACAGCAGCACCCUUGGCAAGCCAAAGCAGCACCAUGCAUAUACCAGUCUCUUAGCGACCCUUGGUUGUUUAAUCAUAGCAUCACUUGUAGGAAAAUAACCAAAGAACAGCACAUAGCAUUUAUAGAUUGACCAGAAAUAUUCUCAUCUCAUUAUGUACAAUAUUUUCACCAGUCUCUCAUUCAGUCCUCUGUGUCCUCUGUAAUAGCUCUCCACUGAAAGGAUUAUUGUUUUCUGCACUGAUUCAUGUGUGUAUCAGUGAUUCACAUAAGCCAGUUGUGUUCUCUAAUAUUCUCUCUACAAGUCAAAUUCAACCAAACUUAUUUGAUGCUAAAAUAUUUAGGAAAUCCAUGUGGCAGAUUGUCUAUCAUUGAUGUAUUACAUAUUAUAAUAAUGUCUUGGUGACAAGAUUCAGUGGAAGUAUUAAACUCAACAGGUAAUAUAAAUAAUACAGUAUUGAACUUUUAUUUUUUAAGUAGGACAGAUUUUAAUGACCUUAGCUGCUAGUUUCUUGCAGUUCUCUACUCUGUAUUUGCUGAAUGAUAGACUUGUUGAUGAAAAGAUAGAGACGCGUUAUAAAAAAAAAAUGCCUGUAAUGUCCGUAAAUCUGUGUAAAGUUCAUGUGACUUAGUUAUACAAUAGUGAAGUAUAAUUGAUUUCCAUGACCAUAGAUGGGUCAGUUUGAACAGAGUAUAGGUCGUGUUUCAGUGUAAAGUAUAGACAUAAUGAAUAGGUUUGUAUAUUGAUUAUAAUAUAUUAAUGAUAGUCUGAG
Molecule: messenger RNA, 4674 nt
Organism: Scylla paramamosain (green mud crab)
Lineage: Eukaryota; Metazoa; Arthropoda; Malacostraca; Decapoda; Portunidae
Product: protein abrupt-like
Exons: 5
Coding region: 157-1233 (358 amino acids)
Biological process (GO): regulation of transcription by RNA polymerase II
Cellular component (GO): nucleus
Molecular function (GO): protein binding
Source: RefSeq, a predicted model, not a curated record